AUGGACCCUUCGAUGCCAGCGUCUUCUUUGUCAAAGAGACAUCAGCGACUUGCCUUGGAUCCUGAAAAGAUUGACAUUCAUGGCAGCCGUCCGGGCAGCAAGAAACGAGAAGGCUUCACAGCAGAGCAGAUCGCAGAGUGCAGAGAGCUCUUUCAGAUCUUUGACAAGAAUGGGGAUGGAGAGAUUGACAAAGGUGAAUUUCUGCCAAUGAUGAAGGCACUGGGCCUGAACCUGUCCUUGCAAGAGCUGGAGAUGUUUUUCCACCGCAUGGACUAUAAUGGCGACGGCAGUGUGCAAUUGCCAGAGCUGGUCACUUUCCUGGAAGGCAUCUCGCAGCCGAUCAGUUUGGAGCAAGAACUGCAAGAGGCCUUUGGAUUCUUCGGCCCCGAAAGCCUAGACAUCAGCGCGAAAGAUACCGUCACGGCGAUCCAUCCUAAAGGCCUUGCACAGAUCUUUGCAGAGAUGGGUGAGGACAUCUCAGAGCUUGAGUGCAGAGAGAUGAUCUCGGCUGCUACUGGGGGUAAGGAGUGGAUUGACUUCAAGACCUUCCAACGCUUCUGCAAGGCUAAGAAAUAG
Durusdinium trenchii is the source of this 576-nucleotide messenger RNA. NCBI's taxonomy places the organism in Eukaryota, Dinophyceae, Suessiales, Symbiodiniaceae. The record is from the annotation of a GenBank genome assembly.